AUGCGGCCUGCUUGGCGCCAGCACGGUACUCAGCCGCAAAACUCGAAUUGCGAUACUCCGCGUCUGGCCAUCAAUCCGGAACAAUCGCGUGCCCUGGUCGCAUGGAAAAUGAAGUCAUCCUUGCUGCUGUUCAUCGCAGGCCUCAGCUCAGUAGCUCUGGCUAAUGCUGGAACACCUAGCGGAGAAAGCCAAGCCCAUGCCACUAGCAACACACCGAACGCCGACGAAGUCCGCAUCGCUAUGGACAAUGCGCAAGCCGCGCAAGAUCCCUUGAUGAUGGGUGCGAUGCCACCAAGCGACAACGGCGCCUCGCCCCGCCACCGACGGGAGAAGCUACAGCUGCUGAAGAGAAUGGACAAGAAGAGCGGUAAAUGGGGAACGAGCCAUCCGCGUUACCGGCUACUCGAAGCGCUGUGGGCAUAUACGAGGUACCGCGAACGCCACAUGGCUGAGCUGGAUCGCUGGCGGAGUAUGUACAAGAGCGUCAGCAAGAAGCAGAAGAAGACAUUGGAGAACACCAUCGCCUACACGAAGAAGCUCGAUGAACUCGAAGAGCUGAUCUACGUGAAUGCAGCGGUCUCCAAGAGUAUAGCCUUUCACGCCAUGAAGUUCUACGGCAUCGGCCAGGAAGAACUGGACGAGCACAUGAAGCAAGCAGAGCAAGACAAGCGCCAAGCAGACAAGUUUGCGACAGCUCAAACGCUGAAGCAUUACGUACGCGACUGGGCGGACGAAGGUCUGAAAGAGAGAAACGAAGCCUUCCCAUGCAUACUGAGCACCUUGAGCGCCAUUAAAGCAGAGUCAGCCGAGAGCGCACUGCUCAAGGUACUGCUUCCGGGCUCCGGCGUCGGCCGGCUAGGCCACGAUGUCGCCAAUCUCGGAGGCUUCGAGGUCACGAUCAAUGAGUGGUCAAUGUUCAUGAACGUGGGAUACCGGUACAUGGAAGCGCAAAAGGAUGCGCAUGCGGUGACCAUACACCCAUUCAUCGACGGAAUGUCGCACCAUGCUACGAAGGCCGACAUGACCCGGAGUGUAACGGUGCCCAACAUCGCCCCCAACCCUGGUGUUCUGCUCGUCGAGGGCGACUUCAACACCGCAUUCAACGAUCAACCAGGUCACUACGACAUCAUCGUCACCCAUUUCUUCAUCGACACGGCGCGCAACCUCAUGGCCUAUUUCGACACUAUCCAGAGGCUACUGAAGCCCGGUGGUAAAUGGAUCAACUUCGGCCCACUCCUGUACGGCACCGGGCCUUUCGUGCAGCUGAGCUUGGAGGAGAUUGUCGACGUUGUUGAAGAGAUGGGCUUUGAGUUCGAGGAUCUGGGCGACGAGUGCGGCGACCUGACGUUCGAGGGCAAGAAGGUUCGGAGUAAAGAGGCAGAGUACGGGUUCAACCGGAGAGCGUUGACGCGCUACGCAUACCUGGCGCAGGUUUGGAUAGUGAAGAAGGUGUGA
Molecule: messenger RNA, 1455 nt
Organism: Alternaria triticimaculans
Lineage: Eukaryota; Fungi; Ascomycota; Dothideomycetes; Pleosporales; Pleosporaceae
Exons: 4
Coding region: 1-1455 (484 amino acids)
Molecular function (GO): S-adenosylmethionine-dependent methyltransferase activity
Source: RefSeq, a predicted model, not a curated record